Drosophila sulfurigaster albostrigata is the source of this 3919-nucleotide messenger RNA. RefSeq names its product AF4/FMR2 family member lilli (gene tara). The record is from RefSeq and is a predicted model, not a curated record. The coding region runs from base 663 to 3434 and encodes 923 amino acids. Lineage: Eukaryota; Metazoa; Arthropoda; Insecta; Diptera; Drosophilidae. Gene Ontology annotation, cellular component: nucleus. Gene Ontology annotation, molecular function: transcription regulator activity. The transcript has 2 exons.
UUUAUUUGUGAUUUUAGCAUGGCAGACUGAGGUACACGUCGCUCCGCUAUUUCGUGUCGAACGCAAAACACCGAUACGACAAAAAAUUCGACGUAAAUUUUCUGUCUCAAUACUUUGAGCAGCAGCGCGCGUAAUUCAAAGUUAUCACAACAAUUCAAAAUCUUUGCAAAUUAAAACCAAGCAAUAACAUUUCAAAAGUGUGUGCAAAUAUUCUAAUUAAUUUUAGAAGAAAUUGGCGAAAGUUAUAAGGAAAAUUUCACAAAUUAAAUUCCAAAAUAAAAAUAAAAUAUAUAUUGUUAUACCAAGUGAUAUACAAAUAGAAACAGAUACUUGUGAACAUAGUCAGUGCUGCAAACAAAAAACAAAUAAUGCAAUCUGUUCAUUGUAAUACGGUGGGCCAAGCGGCUGUCUCCAGGCUUCACCCACUGACUGACCUGUGAGUUACCGCCAGGAAUUAUAAUCCAGUGACUGAGAUUAACUAUUAAACUAAACUUACUGACAGCAAAUAAAACAACUCUACCAAAGAGCCGCAAGGUGCAACAGCAAGAACAACACUACACAAUUUUUUUUGGUUCAUUCGCUUCACUUCGGCCUUUGGCUAUUUUGUUGGUAAAUUGGAUAAACGCAGUGAACACGCAACUCUCCCAACGGCCCAGCCGAAAAUGUGCACAGAGGUAAAUUCAGCAAUGGGUCUUCAAGCAACAGCCGCUACCAAGCGGAAGCAUGAGCUGACCUUUGAUAGCAAGGAUGCCAACACCACCUACACGGGCAACUGUGCGCCGCCUCCGGUGAAGGCCAACAAAUGGGCCAUCAACAACAACAACUACCUGGAAUCGCUCGAGGAGCAACAGCAAAAGACAACGCCAACAGCAACGGAGCAACAACAGCAGACCGAAUCCAACAACAACAAUGUGGAGACCCUGAAGACAGCUCAUAGUAUUAUUAGCAACAGCAACGGUGACGAAGUUACUAUCCCAAGCAGCACAAGCACGACCAGCAAAAGUCCUGCCGAGGUGCCACUGCCGCCAACGGCAAGUGCAGCCAUACCCGAGGACAACAUUGCCAAGCUCGAGGUGGUUGCUGCGGUGCCCUGCGAGCCCUGGUCAACGGCAGCAGCUUCGCCAGUGGCAGCCGCCUCUGUGGGCAGCAGCAACAGCAACGAGCCGGUCGACUGCAUCUCCAAGCUGCAGGCGGUGGCAGUGCCCAGUGAUCCUUGGGGCAGCAUUGCCACACGCUCCACGCUGGCCACGACGCUGCUCAGCGCGGAUGAGUUGGACGACGAUGACGAUGACUUCGAGGAUGAUUACGAGGAGGAGGAGAGCAUUAUACCCACCUACUGUCCCAUGCGCUAUCAUCCCUUCGCCCAGCAGCAGCAACAGCAACAACAGCAGCAACAACAGCAGCAGCAACAUCAGCAGCAAGCGGCUGCUGCAGCAGCUGCCGCAGCGCAGCAACAGCAACGCAGCUACGCUCCCGGCUACGGCAGCCGUCCCGCCUACUACUCGGAGCCGUUUCCCCAGCAAAAUUGCUCGCGCACCGGCAGCCCGCAGCACAUGGCGCCGCGAGGCUUUGCUCCACCGCAGUGGACGACAACGGGAGCAGCGGGCGUGCCUGGUCCACCGCCCAGUGGCGCAGCAGCCACGCCCAGUGCCGCCCAGCAGCAGCAGCAGUUCUACGAGAAUGGCGGCGGCGUUGUUUAUGCGCAGCCUGCGCCACAGCAGACGAUACGCUGUGCGGAGAAUGGCAAAUCCUAUCUGGACUUGGGCUGCAGCAGUGCGGCGAGCUCGACGCCAACGAGCGCGUUGCCCAGCAGCGGCAACAACAGCAGCAGCAAUGUCAACAGCAACAGCAAUGGUCCCGCGCCCGCUGCCUUUGUGCCUGGCGGUUUGCCUCUGCCUUUGCACGGUCUGCCGUUGAAGCGUUGCUGCGAUGGACGCGGCGGUUGGUGCAGCGCCAAUCGCAGCUGCUACAAGGAUACGCGACUGAAGAUACGCAAUCUAUCGAUGUUCAAGUUGUCGCGUUUUCGCCAGGUGUCGGAGCAGUCGCUGUAUCGCUCGGUCCUCAUCUGCAACACACUCAAGCGCAUCGAUCGCGAGAUCGAGGCCGAGGCCAAGGAGUUGCAUCAGGCGGCGCAGCAGCAUCAUCAGCAGGCUGCCGCGGCAGCAGCUGCAGCCGCAGCUCAGGCAGCUCAGUACCAUCCAGCCUAUCAGCAACAGCAGCAGCAGCAGCAACAACAGCAGCAGCAGCAGCAAACGCCGCCAGCGCCUCUGCAUCAUGCUCAACAGGAUUAUGCGCCCGUUUUGAACUGUGCGCGCUUGGCCAACAUGGAUCACUAUCAGCAGCUGGCGCAAGCGCCCAGUUUCCAACCCCAAGCACCACCGCCACUUGGCUACCACGAGCGACUCGAUGCGCCGCCGCCCGCCUACCGAGCUGCCGGUGUCCCAGCAGCAGCAGCCAGCUCAGCAGCAACAACUGGCGCGCCAACGGGCUUCCAGCCAUUGGCGACUGGCAGCAAUUGUGAUACGUCGUCUGCUAGCACGACGCUGCAUCCUUACGACCACUAUCCGUUUCGGGAGUCGCAGUCUGGACGUGCCACGCCCUUCCCCACCUGCCAGAGCACAGUUGUCGCCGCCCCCGCAGCAGGAGCAGCAACAGUUGCUGCCGCGCCAGCAGCAACAGCAGUCGUAAGCAGCGCCAGCGAGACGCCAGUGAGCGCCGCUGUCUCUGUGGUGGCUGCUACGCCUGCACAAGUCGCCAACAGCAGCAACUCGAGCAGCAGCAACAUCAACAACACCAGCAGCAGCAACGCGAGCAGCAGCAGCAACAACUCUGCCACCAGCAGUGUGGUCAGCGCCUGUGAUUCCAGCGAUUCGGGUUAUGCGGAUGACGAUUCUACGCGUUCCAUCAACUGGAGCUCGGUGCUCAGCCUUAGCUCGCAGUCGGCGCUGGAUCCGCUGAACAACAACGAUCUGUUCAACAUAUUGCCCGCCGCUGCCACUCCCACUGCGGUGCCUGUUUGCAUAGCGAACAGCAGUACCGGCAGCAGUAGCGCAAAUUCGCCGCUGGCCUUCAGUGGCAGCUUCACCACUGUGCAGGCGAGCAACUCGAGCAGCAGCAGCAGCAACAACAACUCGUUGUCGUCGUCGACGACAGCAACGUUCACGACAUUGUCGACAAUUUCGUCGGCAACGCAUUCACUGACCUCAUCCUAUGUGAGCAGCAUUAGUUCCAACGUGUCGGCGGGUGCCAAUACAUGGGAGUAUGGUUUCCUUGAUAUGGAAUUCGGCCUGGGAUCCGAGUUUACCGAACUGGUGCCCAGCUGCAAGCUCAGCUCAGAUGAACUCUUCAAGAGCGGCCUCAGUGGCCCAGUGGCCAGUUCGAGGCUGCACGACAAUGAGCUCGAACAGCCCGCUCACAUUAUGGUCGGCAGUUAGUAUCAGUUGUAAGCUAGCUGUUCGACUGGUGUUCGAUGUUGGCCGCCGGGCGUUGUUGCGUGCGGGUCACGCGUCGACGCCAGGUGGCGCCACAUAGCAAUUCCCAAGCAGUAUUCAAUAUGUAAUUGUUGCAAGCAAAAUACUAAAAAAAAAUAAUGAAAAAAAACGAAACAUAAUUUCGAAUUAUGCUCAGGUUGUGAAACGUGCACCAUGCCCCUGGUUCCGCUGUCCACUCCACUCCUAAAAAACACUCCCCAACCACAAGCACCGCCCAUUUUAAACCCAAGCAAGCAAGCAAGCAUUCGGAUGUCACCGCCAGGGGGCGCAAUUGCAAUUGUAUUGAAAUGAGAAACUAAGAUGAUAAAAUGGUAUAUGACAAAUGAAAACUAUUAGCAAAUUUUUAAGUGUAAAUAUUGUAAAAGAACAACAACAACCACUUGUAGCACAUAAGUUUGAGCAAGCAAAAACAAAGAGUAUAUAAACAA